AUGGACUACUCCUACCUCAAUUCGUACGACUCGUGCGUGGCGGCCAUGGAGGCGUCCGCCUACGGCGACUUCGGCGCCUGCAGCCAGCCUGGCGGCUUCCAAUACAGCCCCUUGCGACCCGCCUUCCCCGCGGCGGGGCCGCCCUGCCCCGCACUCGGCUCCUCCAACUGCGCGCUUGGCGCCCUACGCGACCACCAGCCCGCGCCCUACUCGGCAGUGCCCUACAAGUUCUUCCCGGAGCCGUCAGGCCUGCACGAGAAACGCAAGCAGCGGCGCAUCCGCACCACUUUCACCAGCGCGCAGCUCAAGGAGCUGGAGCGCGUCUUCGCCGAGACCCACUACCCGGACAUUUACACGCGCGAGGAGCUGGCACUCAAGAUCGACCUCACCGAGGCUCGUGUGCAGGUGCGUGUAUGCGCGCGGAGGGCCAGGGCGGAUCCUGUUCGCUCACGAGGCGGCGCACCGGUCCCUUUCCGACCCACAUGCCGGCUGACCGGCCCCCUGUGCCCGCAGGUCUGGUUCCAGAACCGCCGGGCCAAGUUCCGCAAACAGGAGCGCGCGGCCAGCGCCAAGGGCGCGGCGGGCACGGCGGGAGCCAAAAAGGGCGAGGCGCGCUGCUCGUCCGAGGACGACGACUCCAAGGAGUCCACGUGCAGCCCCACGCCCGACAGCACCGCAUCCCUGCCGCCGCCGCCGCCCGCGCCCAGCCUGGCCAGCCCGCGCCUGAGCCCCAGUCCGCUGCCCGCCGCCCUGGGCUCUGGGCCCGGACCCGGGCCCGGGCCCCAGCCUCUCAAGGGCGCGCUGUGGGCCGGCGUGGCGGGCGGUGGGGGCGGCGGGCCAGGCACGGGCGCGGCCGAGCUGCUUAAGGCCUGGCAGCCGGCGGAGCCCGGGCCCGGGCCCUUCUCGGGCGUUCUGUCCUCCUUUCACCGGAAGCCCGGUCCCGCUCUGAAGACCAACCUCUUCUAG
This is a messenger RNA of Lepus europaeus (European hare), 966 nucleotides long. It is a transcript of the gene PHOX2A, whose product is annotated as paired like homeobox 2A. The record is from RefSeq and is a predicted model, not a curated record. NCBI's taxonomy places the organism in Eukaryota, Metazoa, Chordata, Mammalia, Lagomorpha, Leporidae. The coding region runs from base 1 to 966 and encodes 321 amino acids. Gene Ontology annotation, molecular function: RNA polymerase II transcription regulatory region sequence-specific DNA binding; DNA-binding transcription factor activity, RNA polymerase II-specific. The transcript is spliced from 4 exons. Gene Ontology annotation, biological process: regulation of transcription by RNA polymerase II.